Molecule: messenger RNA, 2844 nt
Organism: Coccidioides immitis RS
Lineage: Eukaryota; Fungi; Ascomycota; Eurotiomycetes; Onygenales; Onygenaceae
Product: phosphatidylinositol-4-phosphate 5-kinase its3
Exons: 3
Coding region: 1-2844 (947 amino acids)
Biological process (GO): phosphatidylinositol metabolic process
Molecular function (GO): phosphatidylinositol kinase activity
Source: RefSeq, a predicted model, not a curated record
AUGCCCGCCCUCACCACCACCGCUCAAGAAAGUUCAGCCCAACUCCGCCCCCGGACCACCUCUCCUCCCCCAAUCUUCAACCCGACGCCCCGGAAGUCCCACGAUCGAUCGUCGCUGAGUAAUGCUUUUGUCUGGGCCAGUGAAGCUAAUGGCGAGAAUGGCCACGUUGAUACUACAUCCUCUGAGUUCUUCAUGACGAACCUCAAGACGGCCAGCUUCCAGUCACUGCCUCACACGAACAAGUCCGUCGUCUCUUCACACGGGCGCGAGAGGUCCCAUUCACGAAAUGGAAGCUUGCUCUCACUCGGUGCGGGGGACCGUGGCGAGGUCCAUAAGGAUCAUCAUCAUCCUCAUCAUCCUCAUCAUCAUCAUCUUCAUCAUCAACAACAACAACAGCAUGCGAGGCAUUCACUGGCAAACGGGAUCGACGCUCAGGUGGACCGACCCUACAGCGCCGCUUUGUCGAACGGCACAUGUGCUCUACCUCCCCCAGCCAGUCCUAAACCCAUGUUGAACGGCGAUCGCUCGUCGACUGAUGAGAUAUCGACAGAACACACCCCGCCGACCUCCAUAGUUCCGACCCCCGUAGCCGAAAACGACGGCGGGUUUGCCCCGUUCCAGCAGACAACAAACCGACGUGCAUCCCCCCCACCCACGCUCCAGACCGAUUUUGAAAAUUCGGCUUCGCCUCCUAGCCCACGAAGCCCUCGUCUCAUCCAACGACAUACCCUGCAGGUCCCAAGGACGACGUCGGGAAGAAGGAGUGUCCGCGACUCGCUUGCACCCAGCCCUUCCGACGAUAAUCUUACCUCCAGUGAUCGAUUUUCCUCCGCCUCCGGUUUCCGAAGGGGAUCCCUCAGCCUGGCGCGACGGACCCCAAGAUCCAUCCAGUCAGAUCUUUAUCUUGACGAGGGCUCUCCGCAAGAUGACGAUGCUGUACGGUGGACGAAAGCGAUCAAGCACAGAAGAGCCAGCAAGCGGAAGAGGAGAGACGAAGAGGACGAAGAUCGGGUUAUUGUGGGAACAAAAGUGGACCAGAACCAUGUCAACUAUGUCACUGCGUAUAAUAUGUUGACAGGAAUCCGCUUUACGGUUUCGAGGACGAAUGCCAAACUGGACCGUGAGCUAACGGAUGCUGAUUUUGAAGCUAAGCAUAAGUUUUCUUUUGAUAUAACUGGUAACGAAUUGACGCCUUCCGCCAAAUAUGAUUUCAAGUUUAAGGACUAUGCCCCGUGGGUGUUUCGCCGUUUGCGGGCAAAAUUCCAACUCGAUCCGGCUGAUUACCUGAUGUCACUCACGAGCAAAUAUAUAUUAUCCGAACUGGGGUCGCCUGGGAAGAGUGGAAGUUUCUUUUACUUUUCUCGCGAUUACAAGUAUAUCAUCAAAACUAUCCACCACGCCGAACAUAAGCUGCUCCGGAGAAUACUCCGUGAUUACUAUCAACAUAUCGAGAAUAACCCGAAUACCUUGAUCUCACAGUUCUACGGCCUGCAUCGCGUCAAGAUGGCGUAUGGCCGGAAGAUUCAUUUCGUCGUUAUGAAUAACCUGUUUCCUCCGCAUCGGGAUAUUCAUCAAAUGUUCGAUCUUAAGGGAUCCACAAUUGGGAGAGAUUUUCGAGAAGAGGACCUGGUGAGCAAUCCGAGGGCGACUCUGAAGGACCUUAACUGGCUACGAAGACACCGCCAUCUUGAAUUGGGCCCGAUGAAGCGAGAUGUGUUUCUCGCACAGCUACGGAGAGACGUGGCCCUCCUCCAACGUUUAAAAAUUAUGGACUACUCGUUGCUCGUCGGGAUUCAUGACGUGGAGAAAGGAAAUGAGGAGAAGUUACGAGAUAAAACGUUACAGGUGUUUCAGCCUGGUGGGGAGAUAAUCGAGGAGCAGGAGCAGCAGCAGCAGCAGCAGCAGCAACAGCAGCAGUCGGAUGGGCUAAUAAGGACCCCGUCGAAGCUCGAAAGUGCACGAAAGGCGAGGGAGUUGCGAGAAAUCAUCAAGCGAGAGAAGCCGGUUCCAAUCGAGCAGGCGACGGCAAAGAUGCCCGAUGAAAUACUCGAUGAGCGGAAAAAUCGUGUUUUCUAUUCGGAUGAAGGCGGACUUCAGUCUACGCAUGAGAAUGGAGAUCCUGGGGAAGAGAUAUAUUACCUUGGUGUUAUCGACUGUUUGACCCACUAUGGCAUGAUCAAGAAGAUGGAGCACUUUUGGAAGGGCCUUUCUCAUAACAAGAAUCAGAUCUCGCCUAUACCUCCAGUCGCCUACGGUGAACGGUUUAUCAACUUUAUUUCAAUCAUAACAAGAUCAAGGGAAGAAGCUGAGAGAGCCCGGCGCUACCACGAUGAAGCUCAAGGCGAAUCAGAAAUGGAUGCUCCUGUCCGGUCCCCCGCUGAGAAGGCGAUGGAUAGAGCCGAGAAGGAAGCAGUAAAAUCUGCAAAGUCUCUUGAAAAGCAGCCUGAGCCUCGAGAUCGUAUUUUAACUACGAUUCGGACCACCGAUGGUGAACUGCUGGGCUCAACUGCGCAGGCUACUCAGCUUCCUGUUGUAGAAGAGGUUGGAGAGGGAAGCAGCACUGGCGAUAGAAGCGGGAAGAGCGGUAUUAACCACAGCGGGCGCUUGCAGGAAUUUGCUCCAGAGAACACACUCACCUCUGAUCCGCGACGACGAACGUUCCGUACGGCUCUAACGCCACCUGGCCCUCCGCCUGACCGACCACCGCCGCCACCGAAAAUCGAUGCUUCUCCUCAUCGCAACAAGGGAAAGACCGUAUUAAGAGAUGGCUUGUCAUCACGAGAUAAAGAUCUACCAAUGCUUCCUCCUGAAUCAUAUGGAUCUCCGUCACCGAAUUACACCUAA